Molecule: messenger RNA, 547 nt
Organism: Aphidius gifuensis
Lineage: Eukaryota; Metazoa; Arthropoda; Insecta; Hymenoptera; Braconidae
Exons: 4
Coding region: 1-525 (174 amino acids)
Source: RefSeq, a predicted model, not a curated record
AUGAAAAUGAUAUUUUUUUUGACACCACAAAUUGAACCUUCAAUAAAAACAGUUGAUCAUAAUAAUCUUUUAAAUGCAACUGAAAUACAAAAUGAAAUUAAAAAUCGUCCAGAAUUAUGGUUUAAAUUUUAUUUAGAACCAAUUGAAUGUGAAAAUGGAGAUUGUUAUACAUAUGUUGAAAUUGUUCAUUAUGAUCCUCAUAUUAUUGAUCGUAUUUUUCAAAUUUCUGCUAUGAUUUUAAGUGGAUGCUUAUUUAUUGGUGCUUACAACUACAAAAAAUUACCCUUACUGAUUGGUCUUGUUGGAUUAAUUAUUGUUGAUCUUUCGUGGCAAUAUAUCAUUGAACGUAUGGAGUAUAAAACUUCAUGUUUUGGACUUGUGUUGAUCCCUAGCAAGACUUUAUUUAUGAUCAUUUUAUUUCUCUCAUUUAUUAAAAUGUAUUUUUGCCUUGUUAUAUACAACUUGUACUUUCAAUUGAAGCAUAAUAUUAUGCUUUUACCAGUACAUCACGAAAUUAUAUAUUAAUAAUAAAUUAAUAAAACAAUUA